This is a messenger RNA of Zasmidium cellare ATCC 36951, 1932 nucleotides long. RefSeq lists its product as uncharacterized. NCBI's taxonomy places the organism in Eukaryota, Fungi, Ascomycota, Dothideomycetes, Mycosphaerellales, Mycosphaerellaceae. The record is from RefSeq and is a predicted model, not a curated record. Bases 1 to 1932 code for a protein of 643 amino acids. The transcript is spliced from 2 exons.
AUGGCACACCGCUCGUCUGCACCACCGCCGGUGAUAAUGGUGCGAGUGCCCUGGUUCGUGGGUGCCACCAGGCGUAAAGUCGCCCGCAAGCGUUCGAAGGGCGAGACAUCUCCAUAUUUGGGGCCCAUCACAAAGACAGAACUGACAGCGCAUGACUCAGGUGUCGUUCUCAGCAACACUGAUCCAGAGGCCGAACGAGACCCGCCAACUGCGCCAACACCAGUGUCAUUCCCAAGCCAGGCACCCAGAAGCAGCCCUUCAUCAUGGAGCAACGACACGCCACCGCCCCAGCUUCAACCAAUCUUCGCCAGGGUUUUGAAGCCGUCAGAUAUCUCUGACGCCCAUCUAGAAGCCUUGAACAUUCAGGUGGACUCUCCUUGUCCUCCAGAUGAGCUCCUACACCACGCACCAGAUGGCACGUCUUAUCUACCACCCCUUUCGCCAGACCAGGCAAUCACCCCAGCAUCCUACGCAGAUGCUACCAAAGUUGAUGCAGCCUCCACCAAGAGGCGAAAGGACUUUGACGAGCGUCUGGUCGAGCUUCGCAUAGACAACGACACUGGAUACCGCGUCAUCACCAGGACGACCAAGCCAGGGAAUAGGCCACCGCGGUUAGGGUAUAUGAGGAAGUUCUGGGAGGGUCUCGAAAGCAUGUCUCAGUAUUGGGACACUGGCCUUGAUCAGUACUAUGAAGGCCCGGCUCCGUCUGCUGAUGAGAAGAUUGAGAAAGGAACUAAACGCCAGAAGCUGGAUUCAUCCCAGGCAAGUCAAGUGACGGUUCCAAUUUUCGGUAAAGGACACAACAAGGAGAAUGAUGCUGGCUCAGAAUCAAAGUCUGAGGAAGCAGCAACUUUGGACGAAGCCAGUCAGACUCCUUUGCCUGAAAACGAUGACCUCUUGACUGGACUCGAGAACGCAUUGUUGGACCUGCCAGAGCGCGCGACUAGUUCAACACCCGAACCACGGACAUGUUUACGAUACAAAGGUCGACGAACAGGCACAGGACGCGAUAUGCCAGACCAAUUCCGCACAGAUACUGUCAAAGCAUUCGUGGAAGGUGUGGUCUGGGCAUUCCAAUGCAAUGUCGCAGCGCCUCGACAGAUGCCGAUUGUGCAGAUGAACAAGCUGAAUCUUCCUGUACGCCAAAGCGCAGGCGUCUUUCGUGUGCCUAAGGAGCGAUCGAAAGCACGCAGCGGUUGGCUGGAAGGACCCAUUACGUGCAUUCAAGUGAGGGCAGAGACAGACUUCGAGGCGGCGGAUCUCAGCGAGUUUCAGUCGAAGACGAAAGCAAGACUAGAUGUGAUGCGUGAGCUCGGUGGAUUGUUACAGUGUGCGCAAGAGCGUCAUCGACAGGGCAAAACGGAAGUUCAACCUGGACAGGGGAAGUGGUGGACUGAGAAGAAGCGUUGGGGAGGCGGCAAUGGUGGCGAGGUCGAAGCCCAGCAAGGGAACAGCGACACGAAGGAUGUGCUCCAAAUGGCCGAGGAGAUGAUCACUGGUCGAAGCUCCAAGACGCGCAAGAAGAAGACGCCGGCGAUGUUAUGGAAGGAGUUGAAGUGCGGGAGCAAACUGUGGGAUGCGAAGAUGGACUACGAAGCCGUCGGCAAGGAUCCGACGUCGGAUUUCGAUGAGAUCUUCAUGGUCUCCGCUCUAAACCACCACAUCUCCAUUCUCAAACUCACCGUCCACGGCGCCUACAUCGACUACCUCCUCACGGAACAGCUUCCCAACCCAAUGCCUUCAGACCCUGCCUGGUGCGCGCCGAGACUCCAGCGGACGCAGUGGUACGAUUUACUGGACAUUGAGCAGCGCGUGCAGGCUUUCUGUGUGUUGUGGGGGAUCAUGGCGUAUCUCACGAGGGAUGUCAACACGACUGCGAGGCCGAUGGAGGGAGACGUGGAUGUUGAUAUGCCGGAGGUGGUGGGGACUUAA